GCGACUAUUUUAAAAGAUGUCAAAAUGGACCUCGACCUGUUUCACCUACUCAUUAAUCGGUCUCUUAUUGACCUAAAUGGCUUGGGAUUUGAUGCAGCGAAACACCCAUUAAAAGUAUACAAAACGAUACAACGCAUGAUCAACAUUCUCCCCCCAUUAAUUAACUCAACUGAGUACACUAAUGACAUGCAGGAAAUUAAAAAAAUUGUAAGGGUUCAAAAAAGACUCCCCAAAGAUUCUGAUCUGGAAACCUCAGCUUGUGUGUGUUACGACUCAAUCAAAUAUUUCAGCUGCCAUUUUCAGAUAUGUUUUAGUUUCUUAAAGGAAAACUUGGGAAUAUGGAAACAAAUUGCGUCUUGUCUCCUCAAGAUCUUGUAAAAUUGGGAAACGUUGCCUUUUCUGACGAGUCAUAUGCGCAAGCCGUCGAUGCGUUUGUGGCAGCAAAAUCGAAUAUGAGGAACGGAAGCUUAUUAGAACGAGCAAUCAAAUAUCACGACAUAAAACUUGACAAAAUUAAAAGCUUAAUUUCAUACAAUGAUAUUCAUGUCGAUUCCGGUUUGUUACUAUUUGACGCCUUCCUUCACAACAUGACUCACCCCAAUUUUAUAAACAGGAUCCCUUUAAAGUUAGAAACCAUGUUCCCUGACCCACCUGCUGAUACAGACGUUUGUGGUGGCAUAAAAUAUGAAGCCAUACAAAAUGGUUACAUAUUCGAAAAGUUAUGCAGAGGAGAAGACGUGAAAACUCGGAAAGACAAGAUGCACUUGAAAUGUUAUUAUUCUUCAAAAUCCCACCCUGAAUUUAUUCUUAAACCGCUCAAGAUUGAAGUUCACAAUAAAAAUCCACUGUUAAUCCAAUACCACAACAUUUUAAGUGAGCAGGAUAUGCAGCAGUAUCGAGAUCAAGUGAAUAAAGACAUGAAAAUAAGUAAAACGACGCCAUCAAUUCGGUCGCAGGAGAAUAAGAAGACGCCUCGAAUAAGUCGACAGAGAACGUCGUCUGGUGGGUGGAUUCAGGACUCCUCUUCAAAAACUUUUCCAACAUUUAACAAACUACUCCACAAAAUUGGACGCAUUUUACAAGUUGAUAUUUCUAAAGAAACGGGGUCGGAAAUGAUGCAGAUUGCUGCUUAUAGCCCUGGUGCCCAUUAUGCACCUCACACCGAUGCGAUAUUUGAGUAUAAGGCUGAAGAAAGGCUGGAACCUUUUGACCUUUUGAGUGGAGAUCGCAUCAUGACGUUUAUGAUUUAUCUCUCUGACGUGGAAGAAGGAGGAACAGCGUUUCCAAUUCUCAAAACAUUAGUUCAUCCCUCAAAGGGUUCCGCCUUGAUGUGGUACAAUGUCCAACCGGAUGUUGAAACCAUUGACCGUAGAACACUUCAUGGAGGGUGUAGCGUUUUGUAUGGAGUUAAAUGGAUUGCAAACAAGUGGAUUCGGAGCAAGGACCAAUUUCAGACGCUAAAAUGCCCAGCUUCAAAACAAUUCAUGGAAUCUUGGCCAUUGGAAAUGCAUAUUGAUAUGGAAUAACAAAUGAAUGGAUGUUAAUUAGUAUAAUUUGCUCCACAUGUGUUUGAUUAUAAUAAGUAAAGUACAAGUGUCAUUGUCUUUGCAUAAUAUUUACAGCGUUUGUAUUGUAAACAUAUA
Molecule: messenger RNA, 1643 nt
Organism: Folsomia candida
Lineage: Eukaryota; Metazoa; Arthropoda; Collembola; Entomobryomorpha; Isotomidae
Product: prolyl 4-hydroxylase subunit alpha-2
Exons: 7
Coding region: 339-1526 (395 amino acids)
Biological process (GO): peptidyl-proline hydroxylation to 4-hydroxy-L-proline
Cellular component (GO): endoplasmic reticulum
Molecular function (GO): L-ascorbic acid binding; procollagen-proline 4-dioxygenase activity; iron ion binding
Source: RefSeq, a predicted model, not a curated record